GAAAUUUAUGAAGAAAGCGAGGAAACAAAGAAGGAGGAAAGAAAUGAGCGAGGUAGGAAAAAAGCAAGGAAGGAAGGAAGGAAGCGAGGAAGCAAGGAGGGAAGGAAGCGAGGAAGCAAGGUAGGAAGGAAGCGAGGAAGGAAAUAUGCAAGGACGGAAGGAAGCGAGGAAGCAAGGAAGGAAGGAAGGAAGCAAGAAAAGAAGAGGCGAGGAAGGAAGGAAGCAAGGAGGGAAGGAAGCGAGGAAGGAAGGAAGCGAGGAAGCAAGGUGGGAAGCAAGCGAGGAAGGAAAGAUGCGAGGAAGGAAGGAAGCAAAGAAGGAAGGAAGCAAGAAAAGAAGAGGCGAGGAAGAAAGGAAGGUAGGAAGCGAGAAAGGAAAGAAGCAAGGAAGGAAGGAAGCGAGGAAGGAAAGAAGCGAGGAAGCAAGGAAGGAAGGAAGCCAGGAAGGAAGGAAGCAAGGAAGGAAGAAACGAGGAAGGAAAGAAGCGAGGAAGCAAGGAAGGAAGGAAGCCAGGAAGGAAGGAAGCGAGGAAGCAAGGAGGGAAAAAAGCAAGGAAGGGAGGAAGCAAGGAAAGGAG
Owenia fusiformis is the source of this 577-nucleotide messenger RNA. Lineage: Eukaryota; Metazoa; Annelida; Polychaeta; Sabellida; Oweniidae. The record is from the annotation of a GenBank genome assembly.